Molecule: messenger RNA, 8992 nt
Organism: Zeugodacus cucurbitae (melon fly)
Lineage: Eukaryota; Metazoa; Arthropoda; Insecta; Diptera; Tephritidae
Gene: Dg
Product: dystroglycan 1
Exons: 16
Coding region: 805-4941 (1378 amino acids)
Biological process (GO): muscle attachment; nerve development; axon guidance
Cellular component (GO): sarcolemma; dystrophin-associated glycoprotein complex; dystroglycan complex
Molecular function (GO): calcium ion binding; laminin binding
Source: RefSeq, a predicted model, not a curated record
UCACCGUACUCUUGUAGUCUUGUUCGGUAUUCGUUUUUACCGCCGACGUUUUAUGUUCAUUCAAGUGCGAGCUGUGCUCCAACAAUAAAGCUAACUAGCUAACUAGUUUUAUAGGCUUUAGUGAAUUAUGUGUACUGAAAAAUCGGGAAAUAAAGAAGAUGUAAAAUAAAAGUACAUAAUAAGUGAAUUAUAAUUGAAAUGACCAGUGAAAUUAUAAAAAGUGCAUAUAUUGUGUGAAUUGAAAAUUUUUUAUACUACCCAAGCGCAGCAUUCAUACCUGGAUAUUAAAGUUUUCACGUAAUAAAUAGUUGAAAGAAAAAAAAAAUAAAUAUUUUACAUACCUUUGCUCGAGUUUUAUAUACAUACAUAAGUAUAUUAAAUAUAAUAACUAAUUGUUUAGUUAUUUUUGAAUUUGAAGUGAAUGAAAUGCUAACUACUAGCAAAAGAACGGUUGCGGCCUUUGCAUAGGCUUGGAUUAUAAUUGCAUUACAAAAGAUAAAAUCCACAAACGAACGCAUGAGCACAGCUAAAGCAAUUACGAAUUGUCUCAAAACGACUCAAAUCGACGCCAAAUUCCUCUAAUCCACAACAGAAUUUGGAGAUCACAGUGUUUUAAUUUAUUAACAAAUAUAAUUUUUUCAAUAAUUUUGCCCAAAAUAAUUUUCGGCAAACCUUUAAACGCGCACCAAUAACAUUGCAGUGCAACGCACACUUAACCAGUUUUCAGUUUCCAGGAGUGUGGCAACACCACCUCUCCCCCACCUCUACUCAUAUCGCUUUGCAGCAAACAAUAACAGCGUAAAUAUGCGUCGAAUGCCAAAAUUUGAUUUAACGUUAUCAAGCAAAGCGUCAACGCUGCUGCUGCUUUUCGGACUCGCCUGCUUGGCCUCUGUACGCGCGGAGCGUGAUUUCAACUUUAACGACUCGCAGGUUCCAUUACUUGAACCACGCGACGAACCAGCACACAUCCACUACGGCCAUGAUCCAUACUCGGUGGAAUUGUCGAGCUGUCGCUCGGAAAACAGCGAAAUUGUGCUCUCGUUAGUGCUCAAAAGCCACGAUUGGGCGGAUUUGAGUGAUAAUAAAAAGGACAAAGUACUGGAGAAACUAUCCAAGUUCUUCGCCAUACCGAAGGAAUUCAUCGUUAUGGAAUCAGCAACAAAACGUGAACUCAGCGAAAUGCAGAAGGAAUCAAUACGCAGAGGUUACAACAAGUGCCAUAAUAAUAAUAAACACCCGCUGGGACGUGUUAGCUUUGUGCUCGGCUGUGGUGCCAAAUAUUUCACAAUGAGUGAACCUCUAAUGAAACAAAUAGGUGCUCAGAUGAAGGACGAUUCUAUUGACAAUAUAACGGGCGAAAAGUUCGGCUGGUGGGUCAUUUGGCGCAAGCUCUACAAAGCGCGAGCUCAACGUAAACGCCGACAAACUGAAGGUUCCGGCAUCGAUGAAGCCGAAGAUGGUGACGAUUAUGAUUACGAUUACGAUGAUGAUGAUGAUGACGUUGUGUACGUAUCCAACCCAAUUAAAAAUGAAAGUGAAACAGAAGUGCCAGUAACAACCCCGCCACAUGCGCAUCGUCAUCACCAUGGUGAUGGUCAGUCGAAUAUCGAGGAUAACAAGUUAGAAUUAUCAGCGGCAUCCACAUCAACAGCGACCGCUAGUGGCUCGAACGAGGAUGGCCUACUCGACGCUGUGGCAGCUGCCUCGUCUAGUGCCAAAGAGCCGACAUCGUCCGACACGAUUAGUGACACGAAACAUACGAAUAUCGAUGAGGAGAUUGUUGAGAGCGUUUCCCAAUUGGAAUCGGUUAUAACGAAGACCAUUGAAAAUACGAAGAACAUCAAAGAGAUACCGGUUUUGGAAGAAGACGACGAUGAAGAUGCACCGGUUGCGGUCGAUAUCGCCAAGGAAUUGGAUGUGCCAAAUGCACUGGAAGAGAUCAAUAAUGGUGGUGAGCUCGACGGUGCCGAAAAUGAUUAUGACAAAAAUGUGAAUCGACAAAUAACCUCAAAUGCUGAUCGUGAAACGGUAAAAGUUGCCCAGAGCUCAACAACCGCAGAAAUACCGUUACACCUACGUAAUGAGCACGGUGACACAGACAGCUUUGAUGCUGUUGAGCCGUCCGCCGACUCAGAUUCCGUAGUUGCGAUUGAGUCAAGCGCCGCGCUGAGUCACAACUCGUUGGAUCGUGCACAAACCGAAGCUUCGUUGGCGAGUGCGUUCGAUACAACAGCCGCCGUCGCCGCAGCCGCUGAGUUCGAAACUCGCACCAUAACGCCGGUAGCUAACACACUAGAACCCGCUAUAAGCCGAGUUGAAUUGUCUAAGUCAGAGACGACUUCUUUGUUGCCACCAGCUUUGCACACACCAGCAAUGAAUGCUUCAACAACACAAGCACCCAAUCUAUUGGCAAAUGCUGUCACGACCUCAUUAUAUGCAUCAUCAUCAUCCUCACCAUCAUCAUCGUCCUCCUCCUCCUCCUCCUCAUCAUCAUCAUCAUCUGUUUCGUCCUCCUCUCUCUCACCUUCGUCUACGCCAUCGUCGGCUACUGUGCCCACAUUCAUAUUGUCAACAAUCACAACUUCAUUUGCAACAACUCCAACAACAACAACAACAAUAAAACCAUCAUUCAUCACCACACCAUUGUUAACAAAGCUAGAACGUAUGCAACAACAAACACAACAACAGCAAAUACUUAAAGAAACAACAAAAACAUUUGAUAAUAACACCUUACGUGAAGAAAAUGCGGAAGAAGCCAUUAGAAACAGUGCAGAGACGCCAAUAACAAAUGUGUUUGUGCCAAUAGCAGAUACAACAACAAGUAGUGAUGUUAUAGCAGCAACAACGCCGACUUUAUUAACAACAACCGGUGAAGGCGUUAUGAGAAAGGAUGACAACGAGACCAACAGUUUGCUUCCCGAAACAGAUGCGAGUCGCACGCCUCCAACCACACCGCAAGGUUCCGACUCUGCUUCGUCGCCCACUUCUCUGCUAACCUCACCAACAACUUCGACAUUGGGCACUUCGCCUACCUCCAUCAGCACUGAUGCCACAGCGCCUACGCUACCCUCUACUGACUAUGUCGAGCCUAAAGUGGAAAAUACACCGCCAAUGAUACGCACACGUCUGCAGAAAUUCGCUGUGACCUCGGGCAAAGCCUUCUCGUACUCAGUGCCACAAGAUACCUUCUACGAUACGGAGGAUCUCACAAACCUACGCUUAGAUUUAACAGAUAAGGAUGGACGUGAAUUGAAGGCGUCGUCGUGGUUACAAUUCAAUCCCGAAACACAUGUACUUUAUGGAUUACCUCUCGACGAUUCUGUUUCGAAAUGGCAAUAUCGUUUAACGGCUACCGAUUCUGGCAACGAGUCAGUCACAGAGACAUUAGAGAUAUCUGUGCAACAACAUCGCGGUGUACGUACCGUUAAUCACGAGAUCAGCAUUACCGUUAAAAUCAACGAGAAGAAUAUACACAACAUUGACUGGCAGCUGAAAUUGAUGCGUGAUGUUGCCUCAACACUGGGUGAUGAAAACACCAACUCCUUGGUUGUGCGCGAGAUACGUCCGAUGCCACAGGAUCCUAAUACCGCUACAUUUGUGUAUUUCAAUGAAACCUUCCCCACCAGUGAGUGUCCUGAGGCGGAGCUCAAUAAGCUGGUGAAGCGUUUAGAUGCCAGUCGUCUAAGUGAUUUAGUGUAUCCCACACUGAGCGUGAAAUCCAUAACGGGUCAACUGAUUGGCGCGUGCCAAAAAUCGCACAUUACUAAACCGAAACCCACCACGCAUAUGGCGACCAACGUACCACCGCUACCACGCAAUCAAGUGGAUCGCGUUAAUGCGACCGUCGGACAUUUGCUCGUCUUCAAAGUGCCCAGCGAUACAUUCUAUGAUCCAAACGACAAUGAACAACUCACAUUAACACUAAAGACGAAGGAUCACAAAGAGCUCAACCCACGCCAUUGGUUACAAUUCGACUCGAAGAAUCAGGAAUUCUAUGGCAUACCAAAGAGUGGUGAUGCCGGCUCUGAUGAAUACUUGCUCGUGGCACAAGAUGCUGGCGGUCUGAGCGCCACCGACGCAUUGGUUGUGGUGGUGAAUCAUGCGCCCAAGAAAGAGUUUAGCGUCUACUUUAAAGCCUAUCUAGCCAUUCGACAUGAACAAUUCAAUGCUGAUCUGCAACGGAAAUUUGUGGAACGCAUUUCACAACUCUUCGGCGAUUCGACUACUCAAUACGUGCAAAUACGUUCGGUGACAACGCAACACGACUCCGAUAGCACGAUUGUGAAUUUCUACAAUACGAGCUUAUACAAAUCGCAUAACCGUUGUCCCGAAGAGGAAAUCGAGGCUGUGCGCAGUGUUUAUCUGAUCAAGGAUCAUAUGGUGCGCGAUCAUGUGAAGAAGAUUUUGGGACCCGAAUUGAAUCUGACCAAUGUACAAGCAUUGCCGUUGGGCUUGUGCCAUCCACAAACUGAUAUCAUCCAUCGUGACUAUGUGCCCACGAAACCUGAUCAGCCAACACUGAAAUCGAGCUUCAGCGAAGAGUAUAUGUACACGAUCAUCUUGCCGGCGGUGAUUAUUGUCAGCAUGAUCUUAAUUGCUUGCCUCAUUGCGUGUUGUCUACAUCGUCGCCGUCGUAAGAGUGGCAAAAUGGAAUUGGGCGAUGAAGAAGAACGUAGAUCGUUCCGCAAGAAAAAUAUACCUGUCAUUUUCCAAGAUGAAUUGGACGAGAAACCCGAAAUCGGCAAUAAGAGCCCAAUAAUUUUGAAGGAUGAGAAGCCGCCAUUGUUGCCACCAUCCUACAAUACCUCCAACAUGAAUGGCGACAACGAUGUCGAUGAAUAUGUGCCACCACCCGCCGUUGUUGUCGGUGGACGCGAAGCGCGGGGGAAAUCACCAGCAACGCCAUCAUAUCGAAAACCGCCACCAUAUGUAUCGCCAUAAAAAUGUGGAACAUGGCGAAUGUGGAGUAUAAGACGUGUGGAGCGCAAGAAGAGUUUAUGGCGAAAAACGGGAAACUUUCCCAACUACUGCUAAACUGCAACAAAAUGGAAACUUUACUACUUAAUUCACUACAUAAACAUUUAUUUUUUUCUUUUUAAGUUAUAUACAUACAUACAAAUAUAUAUAUAUAUAUAUAUUAAGUCUAUACAAACACACACAUACAUAUAUAUAUAUAUAUAUAGUAUAGGUGAUAGAGCAAAGCUACGAACGACAAUUGAGUAUUGCAGAUAAUUACAAAGUGGCGCAUGAAGAGAGCGAGCAGCCACCAACUGUCGAAACUUAUGAACAAAGUUAUUGUAAUUAUUGAAAACAAUCAAAUAUACAACAAACGUUAACUCAACACAACUACAACUACAUUAUAAUUAUAUUUUUCUUUCUAAUUUAUUGACAACUCGAAAAAGUGACAACUAACGGUUUAAAAUACUUUGGCAACUAAAAAAAAAUAAUAAUAAUAGUGACUUGAAGAAGUUUAAUUUAGUGUCUAAAUAUUAUAUAUAUUUAAUAUACUUUAGCGUUAAUUUAACGACACUUUCGAAAAUCGUCUACUUUUGUUUAAAAUUUUUUUCUUGCGAAAAAAUUAAGAAAUCGUGCACAAAACCAACUUUGUAAACACCCUGUAUUAACACUGUACUCUUUACUCUCAAAAAAACUAAAAGAAAAAUCAUUUGCGUUAAGCGCUAACGGUGCUUCCGCAGACUAAAAUACAUAUACAGUUAAGUGUAUUUUACAGUUACGGUAUUUUAACUAACGGCGUUGCGUAACAUACAUCAUUGUAUUGUAAUCAAAAACAAAAUAUAUAAAAAACGUGUCACAAUCAUUAUUAAUUAUGCAUGUGUGUUACUUAAGAUUUUUCACUUGAAUAACAAAAGAGCAACAAAAAAAGGGAGGAGUUGAAGUUAGAAAUUAAAAAUUAUAUUAAACAAACAGCUUAAGUAUGUAAUGUCGGAUAAUCAAGCAUGUGUUUAUACAGCAGCCAUUUUCGUAUUUUCAUAAAUAUGUAUGAUGAGUUUGAAAAUGUUUUGUAUUUGUAUUUGUAAGAAGAAGAAGAAACAUUGUAGAAGAAGAGUGUUCAAGAAACGCUAAAUAACAACAAAUUAAGCUAAAUUCAACAUACUUUUAUACAAAAAGCACACACACACACACAAAACGUGGUGAAUUGACUUUUAUAACAGCAUUGAGAAGUUUUCGAUAAAAUGUGUAAAAGAUAGUUGAAAAAUUUUCUAUAAAAAAGAUUGAAAAGUUUUCGAAAAACAAUAUUGAAAAAUUACGUUUAAAAAAUUAUUGAAAAGAUUUCGAGAAAAAAUAUUGAAAAGUUAUCGAAAAGGUUUUCGAAAAAAUAUUGAGAAUAUUUCGAAACUAAAUUGUAGAGAUUUUGAUAAAGAAGUUAAGAAAAGUUUUCGAUAAAAAAUUUGAAACUACUUCGAAAAAUAUUGCGAAGUUUUCGGAAAAAAUAUUGUGAAAUUUUCGGUAAAUAAUAUGGAAAAGAUAAUUGAGAAGUUUUCGAAAACCAAUUUUUGAUAAUAAAAUCAAGUAAUUGAUAGUAUUUAAAUAGUUAAUCAUUGACAACUUGCAAGAGCUCGUUUUAAGUGUAAACAUUUGCAACUACUCGAAGUAGUGCUAAUCUAUAAUUUUGCAAAUUAAUAUUCUUUCUUUAAACUUAUAAAGUAAUUUUUGGAAGCGAGUGGCAAAAGAACGCUCAACUCGAUUAAAAUGAGUGAGAAAAAAUCGAAACUCUUAAUAAAACUGUUUUAUUUUUUUUUUAUUAAAAAUACUGUUUUUGAAGUCGCUUAUUAUUUUCGACCGAACUCACUUAACCUGAAAAAAAUAAGCGAAUGUUCUUUUGUCACUCGCUUAGCAGAAUUUAUUAAUUGAGCGCAUGUUCCAUUGCCGCCCGCCUGCAAACUCCAUACAGUUGUAUUAAGAGAUUAUUUUCUGCAAAAAUAUACACACAUAUAUUAUACAGUUGAACUUCCAUAACUCGAACUGCUGUAACUCGAAGUUUUCCAUAACUCGAACUCUUGAAUUGGCAAUAUAAGUCAACUUUCAUACAAAUUAUCUUCCGUAACUCGGAAAUCUCUCUAACUCGAAGUUUUUUUUUGUAGAUUAUGGUGAUUCGAGUUAGGUAAGUUCGACUGUAUUUGCAAUUUUCGUAAACUUUAAAACAGAAAUUGGUUAAUUGUACAAAUAAUUUGAAAUUGUUUUGCUUAUUCUACUGCCAAUUUGAUUUACACACACAUAUACACAAAUACAUAUCUACACACGCAGUUUUAUAAUAAGUUUUAGCGUAUGAUGUUGAAUUUUGAGAAAUCACUUACUACUUUAUAUCUACAUAUACAUACAUACAUAUGUAUUUUUUUGUAAUUUAUAUUAAUGCUUAAAUAAUUUUUAUAUUUAUACACCUACAAUACAUACAUACUACUUAUAUUAUAUUAUAAUUAUAAUUAUAAAAAAUCAAUCAAAAUGUAAAACAACAAAAAAAAAAACAAAAAAAACUUUAUGUUAAACACGACAAAUGAACGAUAAUUUUUUUGUUUUUGGUGUUUUUAGUUUUAAAAUAAAUAAUCUCGAAAGUAAUUCGUCAAAGUAAAAGCAAACAACAAAUGGUCGCGACAACAAGUAGCAUUAAUAUCGAAAGUUAUAAUGAAUAAAAUGCCAAAGAUAAAUGUUGUUGUAAUUUUAUUUCGUUUUAUGAGUGAGACGCCGAUGGCUUGCGCUCUCAUUAUGAGUUGCAUUCGAAAAUUACUUCAAUAUGCAAUGUUGAGUUUAUUAUUUUUUCAAAAAAAGCUGUAAAUUUCGAUAGGGUUGUACUAUUCGUAUAGAAAAUUCGAUUUUCGUUCCUCAUAUUUGAGAUCGGCGUUUACUUGAGACCGAAAGCAACUCAUAUUGGAAGUCUGAAUUUUUUUGUUGCAUUUUGUACUUUUUUUGAAAGAGAAAGUAAUUUUGCAUAUCACUUUUAUUUGAAAAAUCAUGCAGCAUGCCAUAUCGCAUUCGGUUUGUAAAAGUAAUAUCGAAAUUUAUAUAUGAGCUGAGAUGGCUUCAUUUCAUCUCUUAUAAAAUUAUAAUAUUUAAGACAUGAGAAAAAAUAAGAUAUUCGAAAUAAACUUAAAAUAAAUAAUUUGCGAGAUAUUACGAAUUGGAAAAAAUAAGUUAGAGCACAUAAAUAAUAUAAUUCAGAGCGUGAGUCUUCACUGCUGAGGAAACAAUUUCGUAAUUGUCACUAAAUUUUUAUGAGCAUUAAUUUGUUUUGCAUAAUGAAAUUAAGAUAGGUAACUGUCAACGGGUGUUUCGAAUGACCACUAGUUCGCAAAAAAGUGAGUUUUUGAAGAAAGAUGAAAUUAUUAAUAAAAUAUUUAUACUGGAGUGACUAUUGGAGUUUGUGCAAAAACAAUGCUUUGGACAACUUUAAGGGGUUAGGGGUUAGGUUGGUCUCAAAGCCUAAAAACAUGGAUAUUUUAACAUUUUUUUUUUUUAUUAAUUUCUUUUAAACAUAAUAUUUAAUAUUACUCGGAUUGAUUUGAUAAUUUGGAAUAAUAUUUCAAACAUAUUGUACUAUUUUUUAAAUUUUGAAACCCACCUAACCUCUUAAACUAGAAUAAAUAACAAAAAUUAAUUUAAAUGUUAGGUUUACUAUUAUCUUUUCCUUAACCCUUCUGCUAUGUUAGGAAAAAAUUAUUAUAUAGUGUUUUGGGUCAAUUUGACCCACUUAUAAAAACUCCACUAAUAACACUAUUUUAUUGAAAGAGUUCAUAUUUUUUUAUUUGAAUCAAGUUGAGUGUAUGUUAAUUGUAGAAAAUAGUUGACAUAUGUAUGUUUUAACGGCAAUUUUCACAAACUAAACUGCUUAAUAUUUGUUCGGAUUUUUUGUAUGAUGACAGAAGAAACAUCGCUGUCGUUUUUUGGUGGAUUCAUUUCUGGCAGAGCAUAGAACUGUGCAAAAUAUACUCGAUUUCCGAUAACUAGCUUUCUUUGUCGGCGUUUUUGAUCGAGUGAU